AACACAUUUAAAUCUCAGCUGACCGCACAACGUGACUCGGAAGUUUAUCAUAUGACUGCGCGUUGGCGGUUUCUUUAGGAGGCGGAAGAUGGCGGAGCGAGAGGAAAGCAGGGGUCUGCUGGGGGGAGAAGAUGAUUCUGAACCUUCUCCUUCAAGUAGCAAAUAUGGCAGUAGUUCAGAGAAACAGCUGUUGGCGUGCUGUGACCCCAGCAGGCUGCUGCAUAGAAUUGUCGUGUUGGUAUUCAUGUGUUUUUUAGGGUUCGGCAGCUACUUCUGCUAUGACAAUCCAGCAGCUCUGCAGACUCAGAUAGUGCAGGAUAUGGAUCUGAAUACGUCCAUGUUCAUGCAGUUGUAUGCAUGGUAUUCCUGGCCAAAUGUUGUGCUUUGCUUCCUCGGAGGGUUCUUGCUGGAUCGUGUUUUUGGUAUACGUUUGGGAACAAUCAUUUUCAGCCUGUUCGUCUGUGUUGGACAGGUAAUAUUUGCUGCUGGUGCUUUUUUUGAUGCCUUUUGGUUGAUGGAACUUGGGCGAUUUGUGUUUGGGAUAGGUGGGGAAUCCCUUGCUGUUGCACAAAACACAUAUGCUGUCAGUUGGUUUAAAGGGAAAGAACUGAACCUGGUGUUCGGUCUUCAGCUUAGUAUGGCCAGACUGGGCAGCACAGUAAACAUGAAUAUCAUGGGGUGGAUCUACUCCAGUGUAAAAGGCUUGGUAGGCUCUCCAGGCCACACAACACUUGGCAUAACUCUGCUGAUUGGUUGUGCAACAUGUAUUUUUUCUUUAAUCUGUGCGUUGGUACUUGGAUACCUAGACAAAAGAGCAGAGAAGAUCCUAAACAAAGAACAGGGAGAGACUGGUGAAGUGAUAAAGCUGACCGAUGUGAAGGAUUUCUCAAUAUCCCUCUGGCUGAUCUUCAUUAUCUGUGUUUGCUAUUAUGUGGCGGUUUUUCCAUUCAUUGGACUUGGACAGGUUUUCUUCAUUGAAAAGUUCAGCUUUUCUCCAGAACAAGCCAGAGCAAUUAACAGCGUUGUGUAUAUUAUCUCGGCUCCAGCAUCGCCUGUUCUGGGGUUCAUGGUGGAUAGAAUUGGGAAGAAUAUCGUCUGGGUUAUGUGUGCGGUUGUAACCACUCUUACAGCCCACAUGAUGUUGGCAUUUACCUUUUGGAACCCUUGGAUUGCAAUGAGCUUACUUGGAAUUUCCUACUCCUUGCUUGCUUGUGCACUUUGGCCAAUGGUGGCUUUUGUAGUUCCAGAACAUCAGCUGGGAACUGCCUAUGGCUUCAUGCAGUCAAUACAGAAUUUGGGUCUUGCACUGAUUUCUAUAGCUGCUGGUUACAUAUUGGACAAUCAUGGUUACUUAUUCCUUGAGGUCUUCUUCAGUGCAUGUUUGUGCUUGGCGUUGAUAGCUGUGGUUAUGCUGUAUUUUGUGGAUCUUCUGAGAGGAGGGGACCUUAAUUUGUCAGCCAAGAAGAGAGGACAACUUCAACAGAUUUCAGAUACAGAGUAA
Messenger RNA from Polyodon spathula (Mississippi paddlefish), 1501 nucleotides. It is a transcript of the gene mfsd1, whose product is annotated as major facilitator superfamily domain containing 1. Gene Ontology annotation, molecular function: transmembrane transporter activity. Gene Ontology annotation, cellular component: lysosome. Gene Ontology annotation, biological process: transmembrane transport. The coding region runs from base 89 to 1501 and encodes 470 amino acids. The transcript has 15 exons. Lineage: Eukaryota; Metazoa; Chordata; Actinopteri; Acipenseriformes; Polyodontidae. The record is from RefSeq and is a predicted model, not a curated record.